AAUAUACACGCCUACAAAUUUUAUUUUCACUAUGCUAAAAAUUCAUAUAAGAUUUUCAAAAGACCAUGACCAUCUCUAGUUCACCAUAUUUUUUAUUUUAAAAUAGAGUUGUGAUAUACUCUAAUGAUACUAUAUUUUAGAAUGAAAAAUAGAAUUAUGAACAAACAAAAAAUAACUUAGUAUAUAUAUAGAGUAAAUCUAUUUUUACUCUAUUAUAGAGUGAAAAAUAAAAUACUAUUGGAGCAUUUUUAUACUUUAAAUUUUAUUUUAGAGUGAAAAAAGAGAUUGAGCUGGAGAUGUCCUAAUAAAUCAUUUUCCGAGACUUGAACCCCAUAUAUUUUAGUGUUUUUUUGUAAUUAAAUUAUUGGACUUCCACCGAGUUAUGCAUUUUAAUUGGCUUUGCUUGAAAACUGCUUAGCUUCGGUAAGAUUCUGUACCGAUUGAUGGAUUUUGUGGUUUAACCGGUUCCGGUCUAUGGUUUGUUCAGCUUGUUUUCUUUUCAGUCCGUAAAAAUCUCUAAACCAAUAAUUAUUCUGCUAAAUUUCGUGAAGAAACAACUAAUAAUAGAAAUUAUUGACAACAUUUAUAAUUCUUUUUUUUUUAGAAAAUCGAUUUUUUGUUUUGUCAUUUGACUUUUCUUGACUAAAUCACAAUCGUCACAAACGCCAAAAGAAUAUUCCGUUACAAAACAUGACGGAUCCAACCGUUUCCCGCCAAGUGAACAGCCCUUUGAAACGUAACGAAAGUAACGGCGAGUUCAAACGUCUCCUACUCCCCGAAACCUCUCAAUCCGACGAUCCCAGCGAAUCACCGGCGGAGCCACCGGAGAAUCAGGUAGUGACCGUAGAGGAAGACGGAGAGACCACCUUAGAGUCAGUUCCUCCGUUCUCGUGGGCGAAGCUAUGGAAAUUCACGGGACCUGGGUUUCUCAUGAGCAUCGCGUUUCUAGACCCUGGAAACAUCGAAGGGGACCUACAAGCCGGAGCCGUGGCUGGAUACUCGCUUCUGUGGCUUCUUCUAUGGGCCACGCUGAUGGGACUUCUCAUUCAGCUUCUCUCGGCUCGGAUCGGUGUCGCGACGGGUCGGCAUCUGGCGGAGAUUUGCAGAAGCCAGUACCCGUCGUGGGCGAGGAUAUUGCUUUGGUUCAUGGCGGAGGUUGCUUUGAUCGGAGCUGAUAUUCAGGAAGUCAUCGGAAGCGCUAUCGCUCUUCAGAUAUUGACACGUGGGUUCUUACCUAUUUGGGCCGGUGUUAUCAUCACCUCGCUUGAUUGCUUCUUGAUUUCGUAUUUGGAGAAGUGUGGAAUGAGGAAACUAGAAGGUCUUUUCGCGGUUUUAAUCGCGACAAUGGCUCUUUCCUUUGCUUGGAUGUUCAAUGAAACUAAACCGAGCGGAGAAGAACUAAUCAUAGGCAUUCUUAUUCCGAAGCUCGGAUCAAAGACAAUCAGACAAGCUGUUGGAGUAGUGGGAUGCGUAAUAACGCCUCACAAUGUGUUCUUGCAUUCCGCUUUAGUGCAGUCCAGGAAGACCAACCCAAAGGACAUACACAGAGUUCAAGAAGCUCUCAACUACUACAACAUCGAAUCAACCGCCGCGCUUUUUGUCUCUUUCAUGAUCAAUCUCUUUGUAACCGCGGUUUUCGCUAAAGGGUUUUAUGGAACCAAGCAAGCUGACAGUAUAGGACUGGUUAACGCGGGACAUUACCUACAGGAGAAGUAUGGAGGCGGGGUUUUCCCCAUACUUUACAUUUGGGGGAUCGGUUUAUUAGCUGCUGGACAAAGCAGUACCAUAACGGGAACUUACGCUGGACAGUUUAUAAUGGAAGGGUUCUUAGAUCUUCAGAUGGAGCAAUGGCUAUCAGCUUUUAUAACAAGAAGCUUUGCGAUUGUGCCAACUAUGGUUGUAGCGCUUAUGUUCAACACAUCAGAGGGGUCGCUUGAUGUUUUAAACGAAUGGCUUAACAUUCUUCAGUCGAUGCAGAUUCCUUUCGCUGUUAUUCCUCUUUUGACUAUGGUUUCUAAUGAACAUAUCAUGGGCGUCUUCAAAAUCGGACCUUCGCUUGAGAAGCUAGCGUGGACCGUGGCGGUGUUUGUGAUGAUGAUAAAUGGGUAUCUUCUUCUUGAUUUCUUCAUGGCAGCAGCGAACGGGUUUUUUGUUGGGUUACUGGUUUUUGCUGGAGUAGUGGCAUACGUCAGUUUCAUCAUUUAUCUUGUUUCCUAUAGAAGAUCACAGUUUUCUUCUUGGUCGAGCUUAGAAAUGUCACAGAGAGUUGUUUCCACAGAGACGUAGAAAACCAACACUGACUCACGAACUUUUCAUCCCUUAAACACAUCAGAGCAAAGACAGAAGCGGUUUGAUCGAUUUUGAGUUGAUGGUUCUGCAUGCUGCAUUUUGUGCUCGAUUGCUGGAUUUCAGAGAGUAGACCAGUGGCAACUGGGUUGUGAGAUUAGGGAAAGACCGAAUGGGAUACAUUUGUAGAUUGAUUUGUUGAAUUUGUAUUGUAACAUCAUUGCAAAUAUUGAGUAGAAUUAUGUAAAAUACGUUGAACAUUAAUAAACAAAGAAGCGGUUAACCAGAAGAAGAAAAACAAAAACAAAAAACAGAGAAGUGUGGUAGUAGUAAGGUUAGAAUUAGAAACAUGUUACCUUUUUGAUCUUAAUUAUAUUAUUGGUUGCUGCAGAUUCAUCGACUCUGUCGAUUCUGUGAGUAUUUGUGCCGCUGUUUUCUAUGUUAAUUUGAAUGUUUGACUGAUCAUUUGCUUAUGUGCAUUAUUUUGUCAUUUAUUAGCAACAAUUUGAUUUUGUCAUUUAUUAGCAACAGUUUGAAAAAUUGUUCAUCUAUGUUAAUAAAAUGAAGUAACUUUUGAAAAUAACCCUUCUUUCGAAUUCAAAAUUACAAAUUCUGCCACUAAGAUAUUAAUCAUUUACCGAUCUUACCAUUAAAUAUUUUUCCAUUAUUUGAAACAAGCAUGUAACAUACAUUAAUCGUUUCUAAAUAAUUAAUGAUAAACAAUAUUAUUUCAUAUAUAAUGGAAAACAAAAAAUAUAAUGGAAACAAAACAAAACAUUUUUUUUACAUAAUUAAUUAUGUAUUGCUAAUAAUUUAAUAUUUUAAUUAUACAUGUAAAUACCAAAUUUAUUAAUAUAUAAAUUAUUGAUACCAAAUAAUAUUCAAAAAAUUUAUUUUACAAUUUAUUCUCCAAUCUAGAAUUCGAUCUCAAAACUAAUAAAAUAAAUAUACAAAAAAUAUUAUAAAAUGAUAUUUUGAAACAGUAAAUUACUAUAAAAAACAUUCCGGCCGGGCCCGUUUCAAAAAACUACCCAAAUCUUUAAAUGCUAAUUAUUUUUAAAACUAUAUAAAUACAUUUUAAAAUGUUGACGUGAUGGAGAAGUAUGGUGACGCUUAGGAGGCAAGCAAUAUCUGCCGAUGGUUAGAGACAAAGCAUUAGGUGUCACAUCAGACACACUAACUUAACUGAAACUUUCCUU
This is a messenger RNA of Brassica napus (rape), 3485 nucleotides long. Its product is annotated as metal transporter Nramp5-like. Bases 691 to 2286 code for a protein of 531 amino acids. The record is from RefSeq and is a predicted model, not a curated record. Gene Ontology annotation, molecular function: manganese ion transmembrane transporter activity; cadmium ion transmembrane transporter activity. The transcript is spliced from 4 exons. Gene Ontology annotation, biological process: metal ion transport. Lineage: Eukaryota; Viridiplantae; Streptophyta; Magnoliopsida; Brassicales; Brassicaceae. Gene Ontology annotation, cellular component: membrane.